This is a messenger RNA of Sinocyclocheilus anshuiensis, 1492 nucleotides long. RefSeq names its product collagen and calcium-binding EGF domain-containing protein 1-like. The coding region runs from base 48 to 1244 and encodes 398 amino acids. NCBI's taxonomy places the organism in Eukaryota, Metazoa, Chordata, Actinopteri, Cypriniformes, Cyprinidae. The transcript has 12 exons. Gene Ontology annotation, molecular function: calcium ion binding. The record is from RefSeq and is a predicted model, not a curated record.
GGGAAUCUGCGCGUGGGGCUUCGCAGGAGCAUCUCAGAGUGUCUGAAAUGAGCUACACGGGCAGAGGAACUCCUCUCAGACUUGCUGUGGUUGUAAUGCUGUUCUCAUCGGGAACGCCGUGGACUUUCCGAGAGAAGGAGGAUGUGGACAGAGAUGUGUGUUCAGAGAACAAAAUCGCAACGACGAAAUACCCGUGCGUAAAAUCCACAGGAGAGGUGACUACAUGCUACAGAAAGAAGUGCUGUGAAGGUUUUAAGUUUGUACUAGGACAGUGUAUUCCAGAAGACUAUGAUGUGUGCGCUGGCGCCCCAUGUGAACAGCAGUGUACCGAUCAUUUCGGCCGUGUGGUGUGCACCUGUUACCCUGGGUAUCGUUAUGACCGGGAACGACACCGAAACCGUGAGAAACCAUACUGCCUGGACAUUGAUGAAUGUGCCAACAAUAACGAGACGGUGUGCUCACAGAUCUGUGUGAACACCCCCGGCAGCUACCGGUGUGAGUGCGAGAAAGGCUUCUACCUAGAGGAUGAUGGGAAAACAUGCACCAAGGGCGAGCGAGCUCCGCUGUUUGAGAAGUCAGACAACGUCAUGAAAGAGAGAACGUGCUCGGCCACAUGUGAAGACUUCCAUCAGAUGAAGAUGACCGUUCUACAACUCAAACAGAAGAUUGCCUUGUUGCCGAGCAACACAGAGGUCAAUAAACAGAUGACCAGUGAAAAGAUGAUGAUGACACACUCAUUCUUACCUGGACCUCCAGGGCCACCUGGGCCUGCAGGGAGCCCAGGGCCCAAAGGUUCCCUUGGUCCCCCAGGACAAAUGGGGCCACCAGGCAUGCCCGGUCCUAGAGGCGACAUGGGGCUCAUGGGACCCUCACCGGACCUGUCGCAUAUCAAACAGGGACGCCGUGGCCCAGUGGGUCCACCCGGGGCUCCAGGGAGAGAUGGCAUGAAGGGAGAGAGAGGGGUUCCUGGCCCUUCCGGACCUCCAGGCCCGCCAGGAUCCUUUGACUUCCUGUUACUCAUGAUGGCUGACAUUCGUAACGACAUCGCAGAGCUGCAGAACAAAGUGUUCAGCAGACCAUUGCACUCCGUAGAGGAUUUCCCAUCUGCCCCGGACAAUUGGAGGGACACCCAGGAAAGCCUGGACUUUGGCUCUGGAGAAGACUACAAACCCCAGAUCCCACCUAAGAGCACCAGGAAAAGGAAAUUGCCCCGGACCUUAAAUAAUCCAGAUUGGCCAAUUUAAGAUUGCCCUCGAACAGUGCCAGAACUGAAAGAAAGAACUGAUUAUAGAGAGAAUGAGUAGUGUAAAUAUCACAGAAUGACUGCUAUUUAACUGUAUACUCGCUGAAAAAAAGGCUGAAUGUAUUUCAUUGUAUGAAAUUUCUAUUUUUAUAACAUAAAGGAUGUACAUUUUGUAUUUUGGGCGUUUUGAACGUGUCAUUUGUCAACCAAAUAACUAACAGGUUACAUAUACCAUGGUUAUCUUGUUCU